Vicia faba (fava bean) is the source of this 1905-nucleotide messenger RNA. The record is from the annotation of a GenBank genome assembly. NCBI's taxonomy places the organism in Eukaryota, Viridiplantae, Streptophyta, Magnoliopsida, Fabales, Fabaceae.
AUGGCAGAGGAAAUUAUUACUGUUAAUCAAGUGGAGUAUGAGAUGAUUGAGCCAGAAGAUGUUGAUGGGAAAGCAAAUCCUAAUGAGGGUUUCAUUAUCACAAAAGGAGAGGAAAUUACUGAUAAUCAAGUGGAGUCUGAGAUGAUUGAGCCAGAAGAUGUUGAUGAGAAAGAUAAUCCUAGAGAGGGUUUAACUAUCACAAAACCAGAGGAAAUUACGGUUAACCAAGUGGAGUUUGAGAUGAUUGAGCCUGAAGAUGUUGAUGAGAAAGAAAAUUCUAACGAGGGUUUAACUAUCACAAAAGGUCCGCAUAUGAUUCUUUCGCGUUAUCGUCGUGAGCGUAGGAGUUCCUGUCACGAUUUCUGCAAAUAUGGCAUCCAGCACUCCGAUGAAGAAAAACCAUGGAAAACAACAAAGAAAAUGAGGGAAAGAAAAACCAAUGUAACUUCAUUGGAAGGGACUGAUAAAUCAGGAAGAAGUUCAAAACUUGGAGAUCCUAAUUAUCGUGUUGACAUUAAGGAAGUAAUAACAAAUGAAAAAACAGACAUUUCAGAGAAAAGUUCAACACCUUUUGAAGAAGCAGAUGUUUUCGUGCAUAAUAACAGCGACAUAGUACAAGAAAGUUCUGAGGCAUCUUCUUCUCUUCAUGUGAAGGAAUGUUCCAAAACUCAUAGAAAAUGGGAAAUAGUCAAAAACAAAUGUGCUUUUGGUUCAAGCAGCAGAAAAGAAACUGCAAUCCAAAGCAACCAGAAAAUAAAAUCUUCUGGUGGAGGCAAGGAUAAAUCAUCAGCAUCAAAUUUUCUCUUGUCUUCAAAACAAAAUGUCAAGAAAUCUUCAAGCUCGAGUUAUACUGCCAAAAAUUUGAAAAGAGUGUCUUCUCAGAAAAAUCAUGAGAAUGGUGAAGGCAAACAUGAAUUAGCCAACAAUGACAAUUUACCAGAGAAAAUUUUGCAUGCCAUUGAACCGAACUCGGAAAAUUUAUCUGAGGAACCUACUCUGGCUUGUGAUGCAACUAAGCCACCUUCUCCUUCACUUUCGCUGUCAUCGUCAAAGGACAAAAGCUUAAAGAGAACCAGUAAGAAAACCGGCAAGCCUGUGAUGUCUGCAUCUUCAAGGAAAGGCCUCAGACAUGCUGGACAUGGAACACUCACUCAUCAAUCCUCAGGGAACAAAUUCAAAACAAACAUACAACUUAAAACACACAAUGUUUCGCGACCACCAUCAGUGUUAUCAUCUGUUUCUUCAUCUAACACUUCCCUCAAAAAACAAAAUGGUGUUACUUCUAAGCCCAAUAAAACAGGACAUGUUAAUCAGGGUGAACAUUUGAAGGUAGGGUACAAAAUCAGGCCUAAAAUGAGCACAAUAGUUGGGGGGGCAAAUAAAGCUAUUCCAUCAAGGAAGUUAACUUUUAGGAGAGGAAAGGUGAUUGAAACUCAGCCUCAAAGCAACAACAUUGCAAGGAGACUCAAAUUCAAGCCGGUGCGCUUGCUUGGUGAUGACGCCAGAAGAGAUAUAAAUAGCACAAGAAAAAGGAUCAUGACCAAUAAAGAAGUUGAUGGUGGUGAGUUAAAUGCUGCAAAUGUCAAAACAGAGAAAAUUGACCUCAAACACCAAACUAUGGAAAGAGGUAAAAACAGAAAUUUUGCGAGAAAGGUCAGCGGUGUUGAUAGAAGCAAGGUAUCUGGUUCAAAAUCAGGAUCUGAGGAAAUUGUUUUGAGGCAUCAAAAUGUAGAAGCGAGGAAACAAAAUACAGGUUUGUAUAAUAAUGUCAUUGAAGAAACUGCAAGCAAACUUGCUGGACUAAGGAAGAGCAAGGUCAAGGCUCUAGUUGGUGCAUUUGAAACUGUGAUAUCUCUUGAUUCUCCUAGAGAGGCCGCAACUGCAGAAGCGAGCGCAGUUUGUUGA